Molecule: messenger RNA, 7046 nt
Organism: Oryza brachyantha (malo sina)
Lineage: Eukaryota; Viridiplantae; Streptophyta; Magnoliopsida; Poales; Poaceae
Product: mediator of RNA polymerase II transcription subunit 12-like
Exons: 13
Coding region: 93-6674 (2193 amino acids)
Biological process (GO): regulation of transcription by RNA polymerase II
Cellular component (GO): mediator complex
Molecular function (GO): transcription coregulator activity
Source: RefSeq, a predicted model, not a curated record
AUCGUCCUCUCCUCUCCUUGUGUGGGACAGGCAUGCCCUGCGUUAGGUCUGUCGCCGUGGCUGGGACAGUGCUGCGGUGAUUGCCGGGGAAGAUGCAGAGGUACACGGGCGCUGGCCACAAUGCUGGGUUUGGCGGCGGCGUGCCAGGCAGGGGGGUGGUGGCAGGAGGGAGGGAGAAGGGCAGGCCGGAGCCUUCAUCGUUCCAUGGUGCCAAUUACCCCCUGAACUCGAGGCGGCAACCACAGGUAGCUCCUUACAAGCUAAAGUGUGACAAGGAACCACUCAAUGCCAAGCUUGGUGCACCUGACUUCUAUCCCCAGACGUCCAACUGUCCAGAAGAGACCUUAACCAAAGAAUAUGUGCAAUCUGGGUACAAGGAUACAGUUGAAGGAAUUGAGGAAGCGAGAGAGAUUGUACUCAGUCACAUUCCAUACUUCUGCAAACAAAACAUUGCUAUGAAAUGCAAGGAGGCACUAAAGAAGCGGUUUAGAGCGAUCAAUGAAUCUCGUGCACAAAAGAGGAAGGCUGGCCAAGUUUAUGGGGUCCCUCUUUCUGGUUCAUUGCUGACAAAACCUGGGAUGUAUCCAGAGCAAAUGCAUAGCAAUGAAGACACACGCAGAAAAUGGAUUGAGGCCCUUUCACAACCAAACAGGCGUCUGUUGUCUUUAGCAGAACACAUUCCUCGUGGUUUUCGAAGGAAGUCGCUCUUUAAUUAUCUUAUCCGAUAUAAUGUCCCACUGUUAAGAGCAUCAUGGCUUGUGAAAGUUACUUACCUUAAUCAGGUCCAACUGCCAUCCGACGAUAUUUCAUCUGUUGGUCCUGACAAUUUGCGAGCUCAUCACUGGACAAAGGAUGUUGUUGAAUACUCGCAACAGCUCUUGGAUGAAUUAUGUUCUAAAAAUGGCUUUUCUGCACCUCCAUCUUCUCAAGAACAGUCAUUGCCUUACCUUAUUGCUGGAGACAACCUAACUAAAUUAAAAACUGGGGUAUCACCUGCUGGUGCAGAUUUUCAGGAGCCAUCGCUUUACUUUAAAUGGUCGUAUAUGGUCCGUAUUAUCCAAUGGCAUCUCAUGGAGCAAUUGCUUGUUCCGUCGUUACUCAUCGAAUGGGUAUUUAAUCAGCUCCAGGAGAGAGACUCAGCUAAGGUUUUAGAAUUUCUCUUGCCUAUUGUACUUGCUUUGGUUGACACGAUAACCCUAUCACAGACACAUAUCCACAUAUUGGUGGAAAUACUGAUUCAACGUAUCAGUGAUGCUUCUCCUGGCAGUUUAAGUGUUAAGAAUAACCCCAAACGUUCAUUUAUUACCCCUGCUCUUGUUGACUUACUGCAGCACUUGAUACUUGCUGUUCCCGAUGCAUUUGUUUCUUUGGAUUGCUUUCCACUUCCAUCAAUUGUGGCCCCUGAUGUAUACAGUAAAGGCGCUCUUCUGAAAAUAACAGGUGGUGGUAGGAUUGUUAGCUCUAGGAGACAGAAUGCAUCUCCACACUUCUCUUGUGGUUAUGCCAUUUGUUCAGUUCAAAGACGUGCAUCUGAUCUUUCUUCAGUUGCCAAUCCUAAUCUUCAAGUUCGUGGGUCAGCUAACAUAGUGCAAGCUUUGGACAAAGCACUUGUAACUGGAAACUUGAGAGCAGCAUAUACAUCAGUGUUCAAUUGUCUAUCUGAUACCCUGAUGGAAGAAACAUGGAUUAAAGAAGUCAGCCCUUGCUUGCUGUCUUCUCUGAUGUGGAUGGGAGCUGUAGAGUUAUCCCUUGUCUGCUCUGUGUUUUUCAUUUGUGAGUGGGCAACAUGUAAUUUUCGUGAUUGCCGUACAUCACAAUGCCAAAAUGUUAAAUUUUCAGGAAGCAAAGAUUUCUCUCAAGUAUAUAUGGCAAUCUCUCUAUUGAAGAAUAAAAUGGAUGAGAUAAGUAAUUUAUCUUCUUCUAAGAGCAGCAGUCAGCUUGCAAUGAACAAUCACCUUAAAAGUAGUACUCAGAAUCAUUCUUCUAUGAAGGUGACAGCAAUGCAGAAUGCUUCUGGAUUUAGAGACAAUACAAAUAGCAUUGAUGAGAAUAACAAAAAGGAUAUCUUCAGCAGUCCUGGUCCACUGCAUGACAUUAUUGUAUGCUGGUUGGAUCAACAUGAGAUUAGUGAUGCUUCUGAAUUCAAAAGUGUGGAUGUUUUCAUGAUGGAACUUAUUCGCAAUGGUAUAUUUUAUCCUCAGACAUACGUGAGACAAUUAAUUGUUAGUGGAAUCACCAAUUGGAAUGAUACCUUGUUUGGUCUGGAAAGGAAAACGAGGCAUUACAAAAUUUUGAAGCACCUACCAGGGUUUUGCUUAUUUGAUAUCCUUGAGGAUGCUAGGAUUGCUGAAGAUCAAGUCCUGUAUGAAAUCGUGUCAGCAUAUUCUAGUGAGCGUCGACUUGUGCUUUCUGAGCUUUCAAGUGGUCUGGAUGUAAAUGUUGAACGCAGGGUCCCUUUGAGCUCAUGCCUUCACAAACAGACUGAUCUUCAAAUGGAUUCAAGUGAUGAUAAUCAUGGCAGAGUGAUAGAUCAAGUAGAAGAGGCAAAACUUAUGAUAUCAGGUCUGUUGAAUUUGGGGUACUCUACUCUCCUGAUUGAAUCAGGAAGGGAAGAAGUCAAAAGAAACCAGAAAGGACAGACAGGCUUGAUUGACUCAGAAGAUGAUAGUUCAUAUGCAAAAACUGGCUGUAAGGAUAGUACUAGGACAAAGAGACAAAAGUUGGAUAAGAACAUGUUCCCUUUCCAAGGGUUCCCAUUGGUUCAAUCAGAUGAAGAAGAAUUUUGGUGGGUAAAGAAAGAGCAUAAGAACGACUUAUUUACUGUUGAAACAAUACAGCAGUCAGUUAAGCAAACAAAUGGAGUUAAGGCAACAGUAGUGCAGAAUACACAAAAUUUAGCACAACUUGCAGCUGCUAGAAUCGAUGCUAGCCAGGGGGCAUCUACUAGUCACAUGUGUGAUAACAAGCUGAGUUGUCCCCACCAUAAACCUGGCACUGAUUCUGACAUUCUCAAAGAUGUUGAUCAGAUGAGUAUGUUGACUCUAGCUGAAGUUGGGAAAUCACUUAAGAGACUUAGAUUGCUUGAAAGAAGAUCCAUUUCAAUUUGGCUGUUGAAGUCCAUAAAAGAACUCAUUGAAGGAGAUGAAACGAAACUUUCUAAGCCUAAUAACUCCAUAAGUGCCUUCACUGUGCAGCAUAGUGGUAAAAUUGCAUCCAGAUGGAGAUUUGGGGAAGAUGAUCUUCUGUCAGUUCUGUACAUAAUGGACACAUGUUGUGAUUUCCUCUCCUCUGUAAGGUUGCUUAUAUGGCUUCUAUCAAAGGUCCACCCUGAAAGGAGUACAUCUGGUCAAGCUGGAAGAGGUGUUAUGCAACCAAAACAUAAAGAAAACCAACUUUUCCAUUUACCCGAAGCUUUUCUGUUCUCAUCCUUGCUCAGAUAUGAGAAUAUUCUUCUUGCAACGGGUCUGUUGCCUGAGGUUUUGAGUGUUUCAAUGGAUGUUCAUAAGUCAGGUACAAGGCAGCCUACUUCAGUAACUUUUGCUUAUGCUCGAUAUUUCUUUAAAAAAUACAGAGAUGCGCCUACUGUCGCUAGGUGUGAAAAUAAUUUUAGGUCCAUAUCUGAUAAAAGAUUGCUUGCUGAACUGGAUAGUGGAAGAUCAAUCACUGGUGAUUCAAUUAUUUCUGGAAUUUCAGCAAGUGAAGAACUCGACAUGCAUGUCCAUCAAAAGCUGAAUAUAAAUGCAGGAGUACUUCCGAGUAUGAAAGAGAUAGUGCAACGGCAAACUGAGGAAGUUUUAUGCAACCUGAAGGAAAAGAAUACUACAGCACAAAAGAGCCCAUCUUAUUCUAAAAAGGAAGAUAGCUAUCAAACUGCUCAUGGUGUUGUUUUAGGGUUGGCAGACUGUAUCAGACAAAAUGGAGGAGCAAAUCCAGAUGGAGAUCAUUCUUUAGUUGUUUCUGCUGUUUCUGCAAUUGUUGGCAAUGCUGGAAAUGCAAUAGCUAAACACUUGGAUAUUUUAGGUAGUAACUAUCCAGGUGUUACCUCAAGUAAUUCAUCAAACUUGAUUCGACACACUUUGGAUGUCCACAUAAACUCUCUCUCCUUACUUAAAGAAACUUUGGGUGAGCGAUUUAGUAGAAUAUUUGAAAUAUCUCUCGCUGUUGAAGCUUCUUCAGCUGUUGCAGCAUCUUUUGCUCCUCCUAAGGCUCACCACAGUCAACAGUCUUCUGAGACCCAUGAUGCAUGUGGAAAUCAUGCAAAUGACGUUCCAGGCAAUCCAACAAAAGGUUUUAAUGUUAAGACUGAAAAAGUUGCUGCUGCUGUUUCUGCGCUAGUUGUUGGAGCUAUCAUUCAUGGGGUUGUAAGUCUAGAGAGGAUGGUGGUGGUCCUAAGAUUAAAGGAAGGUUUGGACAUUCUGCACUUCUUAAGAAUUUCCAAAGGCAGCUCAAAUGGUGUGACCCACUCGAUUGGAAAUUUCAAAACGGACAGUUCCACUGAAGUUUUGGUGCAUUGGUUUAAGAUUCUAAUAGGGAACUGUAAGACAGUUUAUAACGGAGUAAUUGCAGAGAUUCUUGGCGAUUCUUAUGUCCUUGCCUUUUCAAGGCUGCAACGGACGCUUCCAUUGGGUAUGGUCCUUCCUCCAGCUUAUUCAAUAUUUGCUAUGGUCCUUUGGCAACCAUAUUUAUAUGAAACCAAUACAUUGAAUCAUGAAGACAUUCAGCUUUAUCAAUCUCUAUUGGGUGUAGUUAGUGAUAUCACAAGACAUCAGCCUUUUCGAGAUGUCUGCUUCCGUAAUAUGCAUCUUUUCUAUGAUCUUCUGGCUGCCGAUGUUGGCGAUUUAGAGUUUGCUGCAAUCAUUGAACUCCGAAGCCCUGAUGAAUGUUUGAAAGCUCUUUCACCUCUUCGUGCCCGGCUUUUUCUGAAUGCUCUUCUUGAUUGUGAAAUACCGGUAACAAUGAGGGAUGAUGGUACGGAUGCUUUAGAGCCUGGUUGUGAAGAAGUUAGUACCAAGAAUGAUGUAAAGUUUCCAGAGAGGCUUCUAGAAAUUUUGAAUGUCCUACAGCCUGCAAAGUUCCAUUGGCAAUGGGUUGAGUUGAGGCUGCUUUUGGAUGAACAAUCUCUUAUUGAGAAACCAAAGACUAUGCCAUAUGUAAAAGCACUCCGGUCUCUAUCCCCUAAUGCUGAGAAUUUUACCCUCUCUGAAAGGGAAAAGGGGCUUACUGAAAUUAUUUUGUCUAGGUUACUUGUCAGACCUGAUGCUGCCCCUCUAUACUCAGAACUUAUUCACCUUCUUGGAAAGCUACAAGAGUCAUUCGUGAUGGGUAUCAAAUGGUUCUUACAAGGGCAAGAUGUUCUUUUGGGAAACAACUCUGUAAGACAGCAGCUUGUUAACUUGACUCAGCGCAAAGGAUUUCCAAUGAAGACGCAGUUUUGGAAACCAUGGGGAUGGUCAAAAUUAGUCAGAUAUGCCAAUGCUAAUAAAAGCUCCAAAAGGAAGUUAGAAGUUGCUUCGGUUGAGGAGAGAGAAGUUAAUGGCUUGAUUGAUUCUAGAAAGUCCAGUACUAGUAAUUCACAAAAUGUGGUUAGAAACCCAGAAGCACGUGGAUCUACUCAAAAAUAUUUAACUCAGGAAGCCCUUGCUGAGUUAGUGUUGCCAUGCAUAGACAGAAGUUCUACUGAGUUCCGCUUUGUAUUUGCUAGUGAUUUGAUCAAGCAUAUGGGUGUGAUCAGUGAGCAUAUUAAAGCAGCAGUGUGGAAUGGUAUUAAACUGACUAGUUCAAAUCAUUCAGGAAAUGAAGGUUUCAGCAAACCCAAUGGCCGCAAAGGAAUUUACAGCAGCAGUCCGAAUAUUGGGAAGCAUAGCCCUGUACCUAAUGAUUCAACUAUUCCUUCUGCAUCUGCUUUACGAUCAUCAAUAUGGUUGCGCCUGCAAUUCAUCAUUAGGCUACUUCCAGUAAUUAUCGCAGACAGUAACAUGAGGCAAACGCUAGCUUCCUCCAUAUUAAGCUUGGUUGGAACACGUGUGGUCUAUGAAGAUGCAGAUUCACUUGAACCUUACCUGGAUGUCCUCUUUGAUUGUCCAAGUGAAAGCCUAUUCGAUAGGCUUUUAUGUGUCCUGCAUGCUUUGCUUGGCAGUAGCCGACCAAGUUGGCUGAAGACCAAGCCAGGCUCCAAGCCAGCUGUUAAAUUCUCACGUGAUCUUUCUGAAAUUGAUAAAGAGGUUGUUAAGAGCUUGCAGUGUGCAUUAGAUUGCAUGGAAUUGCCAGCAACAAUCAGGCGGCGGAUUCAAGUGGCUAUGCCGAUUCUACCUAGUUCCCGCCUCUCCUCCAUAACUUGUUCUCCUCCUUUACUCUCCUCUGCUGCACUAUUACCAUUCCACUGCAGUACAUCUACUGCAGAGCCUCACCAGCAAUUUCCCCUAAGCUGGAUUCCUACCAAUCUCUCAAGCAGAUGCAAGGUAGAGUUGCCUUCACAGGAUCCUAACAUGGAGAUAGAUCCUUGGACCUUGCUGGAAGAUGGUACAAACUGUCCAAAUGCCAAUAGUGGCAGCAAUUCUACAAAUGGUGUUACCGGUGACCAUACUAAUCUGAAAGCUUGCAGCUGGCUCAAGGGUUCUGUAAGGGUGAGGAGGACCGACCUGACUUACAUUGGCUCUCUAGACGAAGACAGCUAACCUGCACAUUUAUCGCCUCACUCAUAAUUUUGUUACAAACCCUUAGGUUGUAAAUACAUAUGUGCAAUGCAUCGAGCAUUCUUCUGUACUUUAAAAACAUGGUGUGGAAGGUUGCUAUACCAUGUCCCAAUCAAAAUGGAUUCAAUUUAACCCUGGAGGGAUAGUUUUCUAGAUGUAAUUUAUUGGAAUUAUCUUCUUUGUUCAUAAGGGUUGCACUUAGUAGGCUGCAUUGCAAAGUAGCUCAAAAUUAGCUUUAUAACAUAGAUAAUGUAAUUAGUAGUUCUCCUUGGGGUGUGUACACUGGUUAGAUUUGGGUCUCCCAUAAUUCAAUGCCAAUAUGACUCAGGGUGGCCUCUUUUUUUCAUGUAUUCA